AUGUUGAGAGCUAUCAGAAAUUUCUCCGCCUCCUCGGUGGCCAAGCAAGUGAUAGGUAACGCGAAGGGAGAGACCGCCAAUGCCACGAAAUAUUUGGGACAAAAGUACCAUGUCAUCGAUCAUGAAUACGAUUGUGUUGUCGUAGGCGCUGGUGGCGCUGGUCUUAGAGCAGCCUUCGGAUUAGCUGAAGCAGGUUUCAAAACAGCUUGUGUCAGUAAGUUGUUCCCAACAAGAUCCCACACUGUUGCUGCUCAGGGUGGUAUCAAUGCUGCCCUUGGAAACAUGCACAAGGAUGAUUGGCACUGGCACAUGUACGACACUGUGAAAGGCUCUGACUGGUUGGGUGAUCAGGAUGCGAUUCACUAUAUGACGAAGGAAGCUCCACAGUCUAUUUACGAAUUGGAGAACUAUGGUGUUCCUUUCAGCAGAAACGACGAGGGCAGAAUCUACCAAAGAGCAUUCGGAGGUCAGUCCAAGGAGUAUGGUAAAGGUGGCCAAGCUUACAGAACGUGUGCUGUGGCGGACAGAACUGGACACGCCUUAUUGCAUUCUUUGUAUGGUCAGUCUUUGAGACACGACACACACUUCUUCAUCGAGUUCAUGGCUAUGGACUUGUUGAUGCAAGAUGGCGAGUGUGUUGGUGUCGUCGCUUAUAACCAGGAAGAUGGUACUUUGCAUAGGUUCAGGGCUCACAAAACCGUUCUUGCUACUGGUGGAUACGGAAGAGCCUACUUCUCUUGUACCUCCGCUCACACCUGUACAGGCGAUGGGUAUGCAAUGGUCUCUAGAGCAGGAUUGCCUUUAGAGGAUCUUGAGUUCGUUCAGUUCCAUCCCUCAGGAAUUUACGGCUCUGGUUGUUUAAUUACUGAAGGUGCCAGAGGUGAGGGAGGUUAUCUUCUCAACUCCGAGGGUGAACGUUUCAUGGAACGUUAUGCACCUUCUGCGAAAGACUUGGCAUCCAGAGAUGUUGUUUCCAGAGCCAUCACCAUGGAAAUCAACGAGGGUAGAGGUGUGGGACCGGAAAAGGACCACAUGUACUUGCAGUUGUCUCACAUUCCUGCCUCGGUAUUGAAGGAAAGAUUGCCCGGUAUUUCUGAAACAGCCCAUAUUUUUGCUGGUGUUGACGUCACCAAGGAACCCAUUCCAAUUCUACCAACAGUGCAUUAUAAUAUGGGUGGUGUGCCUACUAAGUGGACUGGUGAGGUUGUGAAAAAGGGUCCCGAUGGGCAAGAUGAAGUUGUUCCAGGUUUAUUGGCCUGUGGUGAGGUUGCUUGUGCUUCUGUCCAUGGUGCUAACAGAUUGGGUGCUAACUCCCUUUUGGACUUAGUUGUCUUUGGAAGAGCUGUGUCUCAUACUAUUAGAGACUCUUUGACUCCAGGAACCCCACUUAAGCCUGUUUCGAAAGAUCUUGGGUUGGAUUCGAUUGCAAACCUCGACAAGUUGAGAAACGCCGAUGGCUCUAAACCCACUGCAGACAUCAGGGGCGACAUGCAAAGAACCAUGCAAAAAGGAUGUGCUGUUUUCAGAAUGCAAGAGACUUUGGACAAGUGUGUGGAGGAGAUCAACAGAGUUGACAAAGACUUUGCCAACGUUAGGACCACAGAUAGAUCGAUGAUCUGGAACUCUGACUUGGUUGAAACUUUGGAAUUGCAAAAUCUAUUGACUUGCGCCACUCAAACUGCGGCUUCCGCGGCAGCAAGAAAGGAAUCUAGAGGUGCUCACGCCAGAGAUGACUUCCCUGAUAGGGAUGACGUUAACUGGAUGAAGCACACUCUCUCGUAUCAGACUGAGUUUGGCUCUCCAGUGAAGUUGGAUUACAGAGAUGUCAUCAAAACAACCUUGGAUGAAAACGACUGCAAGCCUGUCCCUCCUGCUAAGCGUGUCUACUAA
Messenger RNA from Candidozyma duobushaemuli, 1890 nucleotides. Its product is annotated as succinate dehydrogenase [ubiquinone] flavoprotein subunit 2, mitochondrial. Bases 1 to 1890 code for a protein of 629 amino acids. The record is from RefSeq and is a predicted model, not a curated record. Lineage: Eukaryota; Fungi; Ascomycota; Pichiomycetes; Serinales; Metschnikowiaceae. Gene Ontology annotation, biological process: mitochondrial electron transport, succinate to ubiquinone; tricarboxylic acid cycle. The transcript has a single exon. Gene Ontology annotation, molecular function: succinate dehydrogenase (quinone) activity; flavin adenine dinucleotide binding; electron transfer activity.